Messenger RNA from Ilyonectria robusta, 4122 nucleotides. RefSeq lists its product as uncharacterized. The coding region runs from base 1 to 4122 and encodes 1373 amino acids. The record is from RefSeq and is a predicted model, not a curated record. Gene Ontology annotation, biological process: phosphorelay signal transduction system; phosphorylation. Gene Ontology annotation, molecular function: protein binding; phosphorelay sensor kinase activity. NCBI's taxonomy places the organism in Eukaryota, Fungi, Ascomycota, Sordariomycetes, Hypocreales, Nectriaceae. The transcript has 4 exons.
AUGAUCUCCCCCGACCAACCUCGUUCGAGCAGCCAGUCCCGAGCUAUACGGCCUUCUCCCGCUGGGUACGAUGCCUCCUCCCCAACGAGCCGCUCCGAAACCCAUCACAGUCCAACCCGGGCUCCAAUGACAACCGCAUGCGAUCUUGCGCGACCGAAGGCAACCAACGACCUCCUAACCAGCGACCAUGCCCUGCAAGAUGGUAGUCCGCGGCUGCUUACUGGAGGACGCUUUCUCAGAGAGCCCCUACGACCUGGUUCACGGUCUCCCUCUCAGAGCCCGUUCCGUCUCACCAUGCCUAGCAUGUCACCAGGCCAGCUCGCUUUCUCCACCAUGCAAUACCUCCCAGUACCGACCAUGGUCCUCAAUAAUCUCAAAACGGUUGUGCUUGCCAAUGAGGCCAUGGGACGUAUGCUAGGAAUUGUCACCGAAGACGAGGAUGAGGAGGAUGCCCCAGCAACCAUCGACUACCUCCGAGGCCAGACACUGUCCCAGGUCGGUAUCGACAUGCUGCAGGACGGACGGCCUGUAUGGGCAACGUGGGAGGGUUUUCUGGAUACGCUGGGAGAGGAGAUGGGAGUCCGGGCCGCCAAAAAGGAUUCCCGCCAACAGUCUCCAUGCGGCGGCGAUGCCACCCCGACCACGAGCAGCAUGCCUGUCCCCGACCGACGCCAGAGUGCAACCCCACGCCACACCCAGGACGCCAUCGUCGAAGUUGUUGUAUCGCGCAAGGGCAUCGCCAAGGCUGUUUUUGACGAUCGCUGCAGGGUCAAGGAAUCCGAGUAUCAAGUCUUCGCCAAAAUGAUUAUUACCAUCUGGGAGCUUGAAGACCGACAGACCUUCUUCAGUUUGACCUUCACAAGUACCCAAUCGCCCUCGUCUGCUCUAACAUCAACCAAAAAGGCAGUUGCACGGCCAAGCGUCCUCGAAGCUGCUGAUCGCCGGACAAUAACUCACUCUAAUCCAUCAUCCGUCUCCUCCAGUCGAGACUCCAACUCACCUUCCUUCCACAGUCCUGGCGUCGUCACCAUGUCGUCCAGUCCAUUCCCCCCGAUGGGCCCGCCUCCUGUUGUUUCGCAAUCCAGCACACCCUCGCUACUGCAGAAGAUGCUCCUAAUGAAGGAUGCCCUCCUUAACAAUACCCAAAUGCCCAUUCUCGCCAUGUGGAAGGAUGGCAGCGUCACGUUCCCCAACAAGGCUGCCCGGAAGCUGUUCGAAAAAGACGCUCCUCUCGAUGGAUCGGUUGACGGCUUUGAGCUUUUGGAGCACUGGCACAUGUACACCGACGACUUUUCCCGCCAGCUGAACGUUGACGAGUACCCAAUCUCUAUCCUACUCAAAACCGAGCAACCUUUCUCUAGUAUCCGCAUCGGCAUGUACGAUGAUGAGGGGAAGAAAAUCGUUUACGACGUGCUCGGAGAGGCUAUUCGAGAUGACACCACAGGCGAGUUUCUCGCAGGUGUCGUUACAGGCCGGGAUGUCACUGUCAUGACCGAAGAGAUAUCACAGAUUAAGCAGCGUGACGAGGAGCGAUUCAGGCUGAUAUGCGAUACCAUGCCUCAACUAGUAUGGACUACGACGCCCGAUGGCUCAGUGGAUUUCUUCAACACUCGGUGGUACACUUACACCGGACUGACCCCCGAUCAGAGCCUUGGCCAGGCUUGGGGGAAACCGUUCCACCCUGACGAUCUGCCGGAUGCUAUCAGGAAGUGGGAGCAUUCUCUGGCGACAGGUGAUGAAUACGUAACAGAGUACCGAUGCCGCAGCAAGGAAGGCGAAUGGCGGUGGUUCCUCGGCAGGGCACUACCUUUGCGCAACAAAGAAACCGGCGUCAUUGAGAACUGGUUUGGGACAUGUACUGACGUCCACGAGAGUAUCCAAACCAAAAUCAAUGCCAAGCGCACACGGCAGCAGUUGCUGAGCGUCAUAGCUCAUUCCCAUGUUACACUCUUCACAGUUGAUCCGAACCGCAAAGUCACCAUGCUCGAAGGAGCCCUUAUCUGGAACAACACGCAUGAAGAGUGCCAUGAUGGGACUAGGUGGUUUAUUGGAGAGAACAUGUACAAGGUGUUCAACCGCCUUACAGCACAACUAGAAGAUGGUGAGCGCCCCGCGUUCCUCGGGCCUAUCGAGGAUAUACUCGAUGGGAAGACUCUCGAGGAUGUCCACGAACAUGGAAUUGAUGAUCGUUGGUACCGAACUCGCUUCCUUCCCAUGAUGGGAAAGGCGACCCCAGAAGGCAAAAUAACCAGCGAGCCGUGUGUUGAGGGCGUCAUUGGUGUCAUCAUGGACGUGACUGAACUGAAAGUCCGGGAGGAGGCGUUGCAGAAGCAAUCCAAAGAGAAGCGAAAGGCCAUUGCGAACGAAGCUGCCGCAAAGGAGGCCAACAGGCUCAAGAGCCAGUUCCUCGCCAACAUGUCUCACGAAAUCCGGACACCCAUUACGGGUGUACUCGGGAUGGCCGAGUUGUUAUCUGGAAUGGAGCUGAAUGAAGAACAAGAAGAAUACGUUGACAAUAUUCAAAGUUCCGCAACAUCCUUACUCACUGUCAUCAACGACAUCCUCGACUUCUCAAAGGUCGAGUCUGGGCGGUUGGACGUUGAGGAGGUCCAGUUCUCGCUGUCGCACAUCGUCAAGGAAGUUGAAAGGAUGCUUCAGUUUGCCGUCGAGCGAAAGAACCUUGAUUUCCACUCGGAUAUUGGUGGUGACAUCGAAAAUGACUUGGUUGUCAUGGGAGACCCCGGACGCGUGCGACAAAUCAUUACGAAUCUUCUGACGAACAGCAUCAAGUUCACCAGUCAAGGAUACGUCAGAUUCUCUGUAGUCAAAGAGAAAGAAACGCCCGAAUCGAUUGAGGUCAGGUUUACGGUUGAAGAUACGGGCAUUGGCAUCCAAGACGACGUGCGCAAGAAGCUCUUUCAGCCGUUCAGCCAAGGAGAUGCCUCGACUGCAAGGCGUUUCGGCGGUACUGGCCUGGGCCUCACUAUUUGCAAGAACCUUCUAGAUCUUAUGCAUGGACGCAUCACGUUGGAGCCGAAAGCGAGCAACGGGACUGUUGCAACCUUCUGGAUUCCCUUCAACAAGCCGAAUGGUCCCGCUGAGGCGGGCUUGGCCCAAGCUGGCGCCAUCCCUAAUCGACUACAGUCUGAGCUGAGCAUGUCUUGCAACAGUUCAGAGUACGAACAACUUGUCGGGACUCCCCCAAUGUCAGAUAGCGUCCAGGCCGCUCCUUCAUCUAUACCUCGCCGAUCCAGAUCUAUUUUGACGCCAUCUUCAACUUCUGAUCCAGAUUUGCCACAAUCAGAACGCGCCAAGAUCCACAUCUUGGUGGUCGAGGAUAACGCUAUAAAUCAGAAGAUUGCGACCAAGACGAUCGGCAGACUGGGGUUUCAAGUUACUGCGGCAUGGAAUGGAAAAGAAGCACUGGAUUAUCUUUUGGGAACUUCGAAGGGCAUCAACCCGAAGCCCGACAUUAUCUUGAUGGACGUUCAAAUGCCCAUCAUUGAUGGUUACAAGUGCACCCACCUCCUCAGGCACCACCUCCCCUACAAAACAUUGGUUCACGACGUCCCGAUUGUGGCGAUGACGGCAUCGGCAAUCCAAGGUGACCGAGAGAAGUGCACCAGGGCUGGGAUGGAUGAUUAUUUACCAAAGCCUGUGAGGGGCCCGAUUUUGGAGAAGAUGCUCAUCAGGUGGUGUCAUACGAGGCGUCAAGGGACCACACCAGAUCCAUCGACGUCCGACUGUUCAGAGAGGAGCGAGCACUGUGACAAUGCCGAUAUACCUCAUGUUGGUAUCGAAGAAAGCGAUAUGCCACCACUGGGUCGGACCUCGGAAGACUACAAUAGUCCAAUCACCCCUAGGCCUUUGACGACGAACGGGCUACAGAGCGAGCAAUCUCCAUUCGACUCCCCUAUGCCUGACCUAGCACCUCAAGUGAGGCGACCAGACGGCGAGCAGGAGUGGACCAACCAUCUUCAGGAAACGAAACUUAUUGACGCAGCGGGCGGGCCGCCAGGAUUCAAGAGCACCAAUUCAUACCAGGGACGAGACGGAGGAGACUCAUUGACCGAAGAGAAUGUCAACAAGUUGAAGUGUGAGAACCAGCCUCCUCGUCGGUAG